This is a messenger RNA of Eutrema salsugineum, 1391 nucleotides long. Its product is annotated as protein BIG GRAIN 1-like E. Bases 145 to 1110 code for a protein of 321 amino acids. Lineage: Eukaryota; Viridiplantae; Streptophyta; Magnoliopsida; Brassicales; Brassicaceae. The record is from RefSeq and is a predicted model, not a curated record. Gene Ontology annotation, biological process: auxin-activated signaling pathway. The transcript has a single exon.
UAUCAUCAUUUGUUAUAUAAACCUAACCACCUUAUAUUUCACUCUAUCAUUUCCUAUCAACUUGUUCCUCUUUUCCGCAAAUCUAGCAUAGAAAGAGACUCCUGAUAUCAUCCAAGUAUCUCAUCUUCAAACCCUAAUUAAAAAAUGUCCAUGAAAGGAAUUUCAUCAGCAGAACCAAAUAAGCUCUCCAAGAUAAUAUCUCCCCACAAGCGCAACGAAGCUCAUUCCGGCGAGCUUGACGUGUUUGAGGCUGCUGUAUAUUUCUCCGGCUAUAACGAAGUCUCCUCCGGCGACCAUAGAUACACACAAAAGUAUGGUUAUAACGCGGCGAGAGAGGAGAGUCGAAGGAGAUGGGGAAUAUUAGGAGGAGGAAGAAGAAUAAGCUUGGAUUUGCCGAUUAGAUGUUCAGAGCAAGUGCAUCAUCUUUACCAAGAUCAGAAGCACGAAGUUACAACAAUCAAAGAGAGAAUUGGUAACGUGAGACACAAGCAACCAAGCUCACCAGGUGGAAAAAUCGCCAGCUUCUUGAACUCUUUGUUUCAUCAAGCGGGUUCGAAGAAGAACAAGUCUAAGUCAAAGCCAACAGAUCGGGAAGUCGAAGAGGAGAUCUCCGGAGGAGGAUGGAUGAAGAGGAGGAGAAGAAGCAGUAUCAGCCAUUUCUUGAGCUCAAGCAGAUCAAAUUCAACCACCACAACGACAUCAUCCUCAUCAAAGUCUCUGUUCUCUUCGUCAAGCUCGGGUUUCAGAUCUCCUCCUCCUUAUUUGAACACUCCCACAAAGAACUAUAAGCAGUUCUUGAAUUACACUUCUGCCACAAACCAAGUGGAAGUUGAGGAAAAGAAAAUCAACAAAGAGUUGUCUUGGCUGGAUGAGAAACUCAAAGUGAUGGAGAGCCUCUCGGAGAAAAAGAAGGUUUGGGCUGACCAUGAUGAUGAUGAUAAUGACGAUGAUGAUCGGAGAACAAAGAGGGAAGGAGAUGAUGAUGAUGAUGGAAUGGAGAGUGAUUCAAGUUCUGAUCUCUUCGAGUUGCAGAAUUACGAGUUAUCUCGUGGAGGCUUGCCAGUCUACGAGACUACCAAUGUAGCUAACAUCAACAACACUCAUCUAUAAUCUCUGUCGUCUCUGAGUGUCAUCAUAUAUAUCAUCAGAUCUUAGUAAAACUUUUUUUUUUGUUCUUGUCUGAUUAUUCUGAAGUUGUGUUACUCUUUUGGAUUUGUUGGGAUUGAUUGUGGAAGCUGCGUCAUGGAUUUGUUUUUUUUUUUAAUGAGAUUUUGAGUGUAGAGUUGAUAAAUACCUAGUUUUCUUGUCUCUCACUUGGAUUUUUUGUACAAAAUUGUUAAUAUUUUGAUUACCAGAUAACGUGGUAAACCAUUUUUGUUUCAUAAGAAAUU